AUGUUGUUCCUGCGGAACCCACGGCUUGCUGUCGCUCCGCUCCUCGUCUUGCUGAGCGGCGGCCGAGAUGCCCAUGCCGACUCGAGCCCUGCUGCUACCAGUACCACCGCCGAUGCGACAAAGACGAGACUCUCAGCGCCCACAGUCCAACCGACCUGCGAAUCGAGGACCGUGAAUUAUAUAACACAUACGCUUCCUCAGCAAUGUCUGACCUCGCCGCCUACCGUCUCCCCAACGUCCUCCGAGUCGAAUGUCAUUGUCUCGACAACUGCUUCAGCCGCCGGAGGUGCGACCGCCGGAGAUGCGGCAGCUUCCGUUCCCGCCGAGGAGCACGAGCUCGACAGCGAUGGCAAUGACCUCAGCACUGGCGCCUUCAUGUCCUUUGAGGAAUGGAAGGAGAUGAUGCUGAAAAGGUCCGGCCAGGACGCCUUCGAAGACCGACCGCGCAAGUCGCACGAUGGACGUGGAGACGUUCCUGGCCAGGACUUUGGCUCCAUGGGCGAGGAAGGAGAGAUUUCGCUCGAUUUUGAUGCUUACUCGGACAAGAUCUCCGAGAUCACCUCGGCUGGCAAGCCUAGCCCAGAAGAGGUCCCCAGGGAAGACGCUGUGGAAAAAGUAACCUAUGACGAGAACCCCAUACAAAUAUAUCGCAGCAAAGAUGCUGGCAAGACUUGCAAGGAACGAUUCUCGUACUCAUCGUUCGAUGCAGGAGCUACAGUUCUCAAGACCAGCCCGGGGGCCAAGAACCCCAAGGCCAUUCUGGUGGAAAACAAGGACUCAUACAUGCUCAUGGAGUGCGGCACCAAGAACAAGUUUUUUAUUGUCGAGUUGAGUGACGAUGUACGGGUUGAUACCGUCGUCUUGGCAAACUUUGAAUUCUUCUCCAGCAUGGUUCGUCAGUUUCGUGUCAGCGUAAGCGAUCGAUAUCCUGUCAAACUGGAUAAGUGGAAAGUGCUGGGCGAGUUCACUGCGAGAAAUUCGAGAGAUAUCCAGCCCUUCUUGGUUGAGCACCCACAGAUCUGGGCACGCUAUAUACGUGUAGAAGUCCUCAGUCACUAUGGCAAGGAGUUUUAUUGCCCCUUGUCUUUACUCAGAGUCCACGGCACGCGUAUGCUGGAUUCCUGGAGAGAGACGGAUCUAAACGAUGCGGAAAGUGAACUCGAGGAGGAAGAAGAUUUGGCCAAGUCCAUUGAGACUCCAGAUGAUUCAAUCGAACUUGUGGAAACCAUCGAAAUUGUGGUCGACGACCAUGAAGUUGAAGAGGCUGUCCUGGUUGAAAACAAGACUACCGAAACAUUGCAGAGUGAUGUCAAUCCGUCAUAUUGGGAUCCCUCCUACUUCCACUAUCGUUUUGUGCCGGACAGUACGUGUGGGCCAGAUGAACAGCCCCCGAAACCAUCACAGACAUCACCUGGAAAGGAGCAGGACCAUCAGGCUGCACCAGCCAUGCCAAAGGCUGCAGCCACUGCCGAAGAAAGCGGCAAAACUACAUCUUCGCCAAUCAAUGGAGAGUCGAGCUCAGGAACGACUGCAACAGAAACAACGACUACUCAAGCACAUGUGGCUUCGGGCACAACACACGAACGCCCAGGCACUGCACCCACCAAUGUUACCUCGGCACCAACGAAUGCGACGAUUCCUACUUUGACGUCUGAGAGUUCCCAGAUAAUUGCUGGCAAAUCAUCUUCGGAUGCCUCCAGCAAGUCUACUACCACACAUGUCACCCAUAAAGUCAGGCCGUCGGCCUCGACAUCACUAAAACAUCCUUCGUCGAAAACGCCCACCCCAAAGGUCGUCACCGGGACUACACCACGGAACAAGACAGCAACGGCGACUUCCUCGUCGGGAUCGGCAUCUCCGACUGUCCAGGAUUCCUUCUUUAAACAUGUGACCAAGCGUCUACAAAAUCUCGAGACGAAUACCACUCUGUCAAUGCAGUAUAUCGAGUCGCAAUCCAGAUUCUUACAAGAGGCGCUCGCCAAGCUGGAGCGGCGCCAUGCCUUAAAGGUGGACCUGUUUCUUGACUCGCUCAACAAGACGGUCAUGACAGAAUUGAGAGAGUUGCGCUCACAGUACGAUCAGCAUUGGCAAAGCACAAUCAUUGCGCUUGAAUCACAACGCGAGAAACAAGAGAACGACAAUAUUGCACUAUCUACUCGUGUUGGGCUUCUGGCAGAUGAGAUGGUAUUCCAGAAGCGCAUGGCCAUCGUGCAGAGCGUACUACUCUUGGGAUGCAUCAUGCUAGUCAUCUUCAGCCGUGGUAUAACACAUGCCGGCCUUGAAUUAUACUACCCAACACACCUCCAGGAAUCCUUCAGCCGUUUCGCCAGUCCACUCUCACCCGGCGGCAGGAGGGCAGCCCAGCAUAAUCAAAGCUCAGUCAGGGAGUCCGUCGAAGAUACCGAUGCCGCAGCUGCGAAUAGAGGGCUUGUCAGCGAUAGUGACACAAACAACACGCCGCCACGCCCCAGAGUAGGUCGCAAUCCGACUUCAGAGCUCCGGCCGUCGGCACAACAUCAUCUGGCGGUGCCAAAGACCCGACGACCAUCGCCAACGAGGACCGUGUCAGAGACUACGGGCAUGGCUUUCUAUCAACCGCCCACGCCUGCUAGUCUCGAUGCCGGAUAUGACUCUGAGCCAUCCCAAAUGCCUUCGUCGCCCAAGCCGGAUUAUUUCUCGUCUCGGCAAGACGAGGAGUAUGCAGACAACAUUGAAAGCAACAUUGAGAACACGCAAGUCGGGACGACUCCGUCUUUGUCCGAUAACGACCAAAGCUCGCGGCUGUCCACUCCGGCUCUAGAAGCAGACGAAAUGGUCGACGAAUCUGAGCUACAGUCUCGCAGUACAACUAGAAUACCAAUGUCAUCAGCGGCCGGCAUUAAGCCUCUGCCCGCACUCCCCGAAGACUCUGAUUGA
Messenger RNA from Pestalotiopsis fici W106-1, 2916 nucleotides. RefSeq lists its product as uncharacterized. NCBI's taxonomy places the organism in Eukaryota, Fungi, Ascomycota, Sordariomycetes, Amphisphaeriales, Sporocadaceae. The coding region runs from base 1 to 2916 and encodes 971 amino acids. The transcript has a single exon. Gene Ontology annotation, biological process: protein folding in endoplasmic reticulum. The record is from RefSeq and is a predicted model, not a curated record. Gene Ontology annotation, cellular component: cytoplasm; membrane.